This is a messenger RNA of Dipodomys ordii (Ord's kangaroo rat), 645 nucleotides long. It is a transcript of the gene Spmip2, whose product is annotated as chromosome unknown open reading frame, human C4orf45. NCBI's taxonomy places the organism in Eukaryota, Metazoa, Chordata, Mammalia, Rodentia, Heteromyidae. The record is from RefSeq and is a predicted model, not a curated record. The coding region runs from base 1 to 645 and encodes 214 amino acids. The transcript has 5 exons.
AUGGGGGCAAAGGAUGUCAAGAUAGGAACAAGUGCAGAACAGGGUCCAGAUUACAUAAAGGAUCAUUUGCCCAAAGUUCAUCAACAUACCUCCUACAUAGGAGAAAAGCGGCCAACCUUAGAAAAGACGGGAGAUCUCAGAUACUUAUGGAGGGCAGCCUCUCACGGAAGCUUGCCACCAAAAUACAAACACGAGUAUGUUGGUGAAGUUGGUUGGGGGGCACAAUACUCCUUCAUCAAUGAAUCCAGACUUAAGAGUGGCUUUCAUAGAAAGCAUGGAGAACUAAGUCUUGGUGCCCUUGAUAAGUUAACCCACAGAUAUCAAAACCCAUGGCAACCAAGGCCUUCUGUCCUAGAUACUGAAGGAAGAAAGAGUCGUGGUUUUCUUGCUUGGCACAUGGGUGAUUAUGAGAACACCACUCAGAGAAACUCCAAUCGGUCCCAACUUUUGAAGCAGAGUAAGUCGCCAUCACUGAGAGUGUCCCAGAUAUCAACACUGCCAAAGGUACCAACAAAGAGAAAGCAUCUUUUAACCUGUGAAACCAAAUUGAAGCCUGUAUUUGAGUCCCCACAAGAUGUCCAUCAAGCUAGGGUGCUGUUAACCCUUUUUGUAGCAAAUGAACAUGAGGUUGUGAAGAUGCCAUGA